ACAUCCUGCCCAGAGCACAGUUCCUGAGCACUUGUUGAAUACUGAGUCUAUAUCUCAUCCAUCUUUUCUUUAUUGUUUUACCCAAACACAUGGACUGGCUACUGUUUCUCUUGCUUCCAGGAGUACUGAUUUUGUACAAGUCUCAUUCAAUGGGGGAACCCACUUUUUGUACUUCCUGUGAUGAAUACAUUGACAAAACCUGUACAAGAAACUUGGGGGUCUGUCAUGCCAGAUAUCCUGACUUUGCAUGCCAAACCAAAGAAGUAUAUAUUCAACUUAACACUGGAGAAUAUCUGUACAAAUAUUCUGUCUUGGGCUGUCCAAGAAGAUGUGUGGAGUAUGUACGCUUCAUCAGGUUUGAGAAAAACAUCUUCUCCUGCUGCAAUGAAAGCUACUGCAACAGCUUUUCAUCAAAAGAUACUCAAUUCAAAGAAAGAUAAUUUUGUCUAAGCUGCUCUUUUGGCUUGCAGGAUCCUCCUGCUAGCCACAUCCUAUUCAUUCCUUCCUGAACAAGCUUCAAUGUUUGGAAGUUUCUUCACUCCCAUCCAACACCCACAGUCUGCAGAGAGCUAAAGGGCACAAGACAAAUGAGCCAUGGAAAGAGGAGGUAGUGGAACUUUGAAAUCCAACCUGGGCCCCUGUCAGAUUCACUAGGAAUCAAGUUCUAAUAUUCUGAUUGGAGCCAAAUCAUAAGUUAAAAGCUAUGUUUGGAAAGGGGAUUAUGUUGUGUGGGGAUAUUUGUUACAACUCACAUAAGU
Messenger RNA from Mus musculus (house mouse), 758 nucleotides. It is a transcript of the gene Pate10, whose product is annotated as prostate and testis expressed 10. Bases 90 to 440 code for a protein of 116 amino acids. The record is from RefSeq and is marked validated. NCBI's taxonomy places the organism in Eukaryota, Metazoa, Chordata, Mammalia, Rodentia, Muridae. The transcript has 3 exons.